UCAGCGAGGAAAGGGCGGAGUAAAUCACAUUUCUCUACAGUACAGUAAGUGUUAUCUCACUUUACCACAGCGGGAAAUCUCUUCAAUACAUCGACAGACAAUAACAUGGAGGCGGUGUACGAUACACAUAACCUUCAUUGAGUACAUUUUCAUGUUAAAGUGUUCCUGUAAAGCGCACUAUUCAGGGAAGUUGGCACUGUGUGGAUCUUCUCAUAAUGGACAGAGAGCUUCCUGAAAUCAAUGACAACGUUACACAUUACACUGCUGUGGAUAAAGACUCUGGUUCAACUUCAGAUACAGAGACUGUUGACCCACAAACACACAAGAUGGCUGAUGAUAAAGCAGACCAUAAAGUGAGCACAGUUGAAAAGCAACUCAGCUUGUCAAGUGAAGAGGAGCAUAACAGCAUCGCUCAAAGCGUGCAAAUGACAACAGAGGUAGACAGUAAUCAGAGGGAUAUUGAUCUGGUUCUGGACAAGAUGCAUGAUGACACUGAAUGUGAAAUACCCAAAGAAGAGGAAAAUCCUAAAGGAAAAGGACAGAAGAAGAAACCUAGAAAUCCUUUUAUGCCCCAAGCUGCAGCAAAGAGCAAAAUAGUACAGAACAGGAAUGGAAACCAAGAAAGUGGAAAUGACAUUGACUCUGCGGAGACUGAAGACCGUAGGAAGUCCCGCAGUGAAUGGCUGGAUGAGGUUCGCUCACAUGAAUCUCAAAGGGAGGAUGAGGAGGAUCUUAAUGGCCUCAUGGAUUGGUGGAGCACUGUGGAACAAUGGGAGGACAUGCCCAAAGGUGACAGCAUGACAGAAAAAGAGGAAGCCGAGGCUUUUGCUUUAACAGCUGAGAAGGUGCAGAAGGGCAUUCGUGUGUUUAACAAACUGUUCUCUGAACGAGCGGAGGGAUUGUGGCAGCACGUGAUCGACCUGCACGCCAUUGCCGACGGCCUGGACCGCUUUAACAAGAAGACCAAGAUCGCUCAGAUCACCGGCGGCUCCACGAGUGCUUUGGGAGGCAUUGCCACCAUUACUGGCUUCGCCCUGGCACCUUUCACCAUGGGAGCCUCACUGAUCGUGACCGCAGUUGGCUUGGGGGUCGCCAUGGCUGGCGCGCUGACGUCUGCCUCUGCCGGGAUAUCCAAUACCGUCAACAACUCUAUGGAUCGCAAGAAAGUGGAGCGCAUUGUGGAGGACUACCAAGAGAAGAUGGCUGACCUCGACAAGUGCAUGAAGUUCAUCAAGCAAGGAAUAACGAACCUGCGCAAGUUCAAUCUGAACAAGAUAAAGAAGCAGGCAUAUAAUCGAGACUUUCCUGCUUUCGACAAUCUCUACGAAGACGGCGCCAUGGCGGGCAAAGCCGUUCUAAGCAGCGCCAAUGAGAUCAUGCGCGUGAUGCAGAUCGCCAACGCUGCUGGAACGUCAGCGGUGCGAGCCGCGCACAUCGCUAGUAUAUCCACCGGCGUUCUGACCGGGCUCUUCGUUGGGAUGGAUAUAUACUUUGUGGCAAAAGACUCUCAUGAGCUGAAAAACGGUGCCAAGUCUGAAUUUGCCGCCAAGAUUAGAGAGGUGGCGGAACAGUUACAAGAGGGUUUGGUGGAACUUAACGGCAUACGGGAAGAACUGCAGUUUAGCAACACUGUAAAAGAAAACCAAGUUCCUCAUGAAAAAACCCUGCAAGCACCUCUGUAAACACUUCUCUUAUUUAAUUACUUCAUCUACACCCAUAAUGGAUACACAGAUAAAAGGUAUCCAUCCAGACAAGCUGUCACUGAAAUUGUACUUUUUUAAGUGCUAAUAUGUACCAUUUUGUAAAGAUAUGCACCUUUAGGUACCUUUUAGUGUACUUUUUGAAAAGGUAUCACCCCAGUGACAACUUUUGUACCUUCUUGUACCUUUUUAUCUGGGAGUGCAAGCACAUUCUGGGGACACCUAAGAAUAAUAUUACAUCUUGAAAAUGCCAUAUAUGGGGACCUUGUUGUGACUUGUUAUUGUACAAAAGAUUUUUUAUGUAUCCACUUUUUGCUGCUUUUAUUAGGCUUAAAGAAUAUGCACUUAUUGUCUGCACAUGUGGUCGCGUCACACCUCACACGUGUAUUUGUGUUUUUUAUGUUUUGCUAAGAUUGUCUAUUUUGGGUUUAAUUGUGUUUAAAUGCCUUUAUGUUGCUGAUAUCUGCACUAAUUGGCAGUGCUGUGGUUGGAUAGUACAGAGUAAGGGGCGGUAUUAUCCUCUUCUGACAUCACAAGGGGGCCAAAUUUAAAUUACCUAUGUUUUACAUGCUUGUAGAGAAUGGUUUACUAAAACUAAGUUAUUGGGUUGAUCUUUUUCACAUUUUCUAGGUUGAUAAAAGCACUGGGGACCCAAUUAUUGCACUUAAACAUGGAAAAAGUCAAAUUUUCAUGGUAUGUCUCCUUUAAAUCCCGGCUAAAGUCUCAUCAUCUAAUAAUGAGAUAAGAACCAUCAAAGUUUGAUUUCACAUUGAUUUCAAUUUUUGACAUGACCAGUCAAUAUUAAAGAAAGAUAGCAAGGUAAUAUUUUCACACAAUGUUCUUUACAUUAUGUAAGAUUAUUUUAUGAAAAAACUGUAAAUCGCCAAAAAAGACUUUAGUUGGGUUUUCAACUACCAUGUUUUUUUUUUUGUAAAAGUGUAGUAACUCUGUUUUUUGGUGUUGACUAUUAGCAAAACCAUUGUUUUACUACACCAUGAUUUAACUAUGUUUUUUUUUUAAACCAUAGUUGUCAAAACCAUGGUUAUUUUGUGGUUACCAUGGUUUUACUAAAGUAACCAUAGUUUUUUUGUUUUAACUGUAGUAAAAUCAUGGUUUUGUAAGGGUAUGGUUUGACUACAAAUAAAAAACUGUCAUAGUUAAAACAUUAUUCAUUGUGUAAUGGUUGUUUAUAUAUAACUUUGUUAAAAUCAUGUCGUCAAAUGUAAAGAAAAUUGCUGAGCAAGCUGCAUGGGUUUGUUUAUUACAUUAAAUAAACAAUAAGCAAGCACACAAUCAACAAACCUGUUAAAUCACAUCAU
Molecule: messenger RNA, 3019 nt
Organism: Paramisgurnus dabryanus
Lineage: Eukaryota; Metazoa; Chordata; Actinopteri; Cypriniformes; Cobitidae
Gene: apol1
Product: apolipoprotein L, 1
Biological process (GO): lipid transport; lipoprotein metabolic process
Cellular component (GO): membrane; extracellular region
Molecular function (GO): lipid binding
Source: RefSeq, a predicted model, not a curated record